AUGAUGAAACUUAUAGAUACUAAAAUUCAAGGUCCUGCAUAAUCUUAGGAAAUUACUCCUUUUGAAUUUAUCAAAAAUUAUUUUUUAAGUAGGGAUUCUUCAGUUGUAAGAAUUCCAUUAAACUCAAUUUUAGCUGGUACGGCUGGCGCUUUUUUCGGUUUAGCAAAAGCCCUUUAUAAAGAAGUGCCUUAGAGACCUUUGAUUAAAAGCCACGGAUUAGGCGCUUUUGGGAUGGGACUGUUAUAUUAUACUGUAAAUGAAGUAGCAAACGGAAUAGUUAGAAGAAGUAUGGACCGUGAAUAAUUAUUCAUUAGCAAUACUGCAGCAGGUGUAGUGACUAAUAUAGCAACAUUUUUAUAUUUAUAAUAAAGCAACUAAGCAAAGUUUUUUGCUAAUUUUAUGAGAAGCAUUAAAUUCUCUUGGACUCUUUGUAUAGGAUCUAUAAUGUGGGAUAUUUAUGUCGUUUAGAUAAGACACUACUUUUUAAUUCAUGGAUUAGAUAAUUAUAGAAAAGAAUCAAUUAAAAUCAAUCGUAUUCCUAGUGAAGGAAAAAGAUGGCUUCGUAUGAAAGAAAUAGAAAAAUUGAGAGAAUAAGCAAACAUCGAAAGAUUUGGAGUUCCUUAUCUUACCAACUAACUUUAUUAGAAUAGAGAUAGCUCUCUUACUUUUGAAGAAGUCUAAGAGCAGAUUAAAAUACAUACUGAAUAUUUAAAGUCUUAAAAUAUGCUUACAGAAGACUACCAAGAUUCAUCUAUUUUCUCAAAACAAACUUAAAGUCAGUAACAAACACCUGUAGUUGUUCCUCAAAUUGAAAAAGGUUAAUAAAAAGAAGCUCAAAACUCUAAAUGA
This is a messenger RNA of Tetrahymena thermophila SB210, 849 nucleotides long. RefSeq names its product transmembrane protein, putative. The transcript is spliced from 5 exons. The record is from RefSeq and is a predicted model, not a curated record. NCBI's taxonomy places the organism in Eukaryota, Ciliophora, Oligohymenophorea, Hymenostomatida, Tetrahymenidae.